Molecule: messenger RNA, 1142 nt
Organism: Humulus lupulus (European hop)
Lineage: Eukaryota; Viridiplantae; Streptophyta; Magnoliopsida; Rosales; Cannabaceae
Product: nudix hydrolase 13, mitochondrial-like
Exons: 6
Coding region: 156-917 (253 amino acids)
Cellular component (GO): nucleus; cytoplasm
Molecular function (GO): pyrophosphatase activity
Source: RefSeq, a predicted model, not a curated record
UCACUACAAUACCUUAUUAUUAUCUCUUCACCUAUAUCUAUAUAUCUAUAUCUAUAUAUAUAUAUACACAUCAAAGUUUAUAUAUACAAAAAUGGUGGGAGCUAGAAGCAUGCAGCUGGAGUCGUUGUUAAGUUGUUAUUUGUAGUAUUGUAAUAAUGUCAUCCAUGGAGUUCUUGGCAAGAACUGGACGCCAUAGACAACGAUAUCACAACAAUCUUCGCCUUGUUUCAGGAUGCAUUCCUUACCGGUUGACCAAAGAUGAGGAAGAAAAUUACAGCAUACAAGUUCUUAUGGUUUCUUCACCAAAUCGAAAUGAUUUAGUGUUCCCAAAAGGUGGAUGGGAAGACGAUGAGACUCGUGAAGAGGCUGCUUGCCGUGAAGCUCUAGAGGAAGCAGGGGUCAUAGGAAUUCUCAGAGAAACUCCAUUAGGAGAAUGGGAAUUCAGAAGCAAGAGCAGAGAGAACAAUUGCAGCAUGGAAGGUGGCUGCAAAGGCUAUAUGUUUGCAAUGGAAGUCACUGAGAUACUCGAAGCCUGGCCAGAGAGGCAAAAUCGUGAUAGAAGAUGGCUAAAAAUUAAUGAGGCAUUUGAGUUGUGCCGCUAUGAAUGGAUGCGCGAGGCACUGGAGGCGUUUCUAAGAGUGAUGGCGGCCGAGUUGGAGGAGGAGAAGGAGACGGACAAAAAAGAAGACGAGAUAAAAGCAGUAUCAGAUGCUCGUCAAGUUGUGGAAGAUUGUCAAAUGGUGUCUUCUUCUUCUUCUGAUUGUAGUGUUGUAAAGGGUUCAAGUUCUAGUACCAGUCACCAUGUUAUUAGCCAUUCAAUUGGCAUAUGCCUUGCCUCUGACAUGAGUUUGAAUCCUGGUGGAGGUUCAAAAGAUCUCUUUCUAUAUAAUUGUGUCAAAGUAGACUCUCAAUUGUAAAUUAGUGUAGUAGUGUACAACAACUUUUUGCUUAAUAGUCAAUUGUCAAUAGUGGUGUUAACUUGAACUUUCAGGACUGUAGUUAUGUCUGAAAUUUGAGUCUUGAAUUAGGCCCAAGAACCUUAGUUCAAAAAAAAAAAAAAAAAAUAGUGGUAUUAACAUGAUUUUGUCUUUCUUUUUAUGAAUAAUAAAAAAAAAGAUAGUGUGGUGCUAAUUUUAUUGUUA